AUGUAUGUACAUACAUAUCUUAUCUUGCAGAGAAUUGGAAAGAACGGGGAAUCGAAUCAGUGGUUUGAUUAAAUAUUUGUAAAGCAGCAGGUCGUUAGAAAAACAUUGUCAGAUUUUUAGCACCAAACAAUAUAGUAAAAGCGCACAUUGGAAGUAUGGCUACCGUCACCUAUGAACAAGUUAAAGAUGUGCCCAAUCAGCCUAGCACCUACCUGAUCGAUGUGCGGAACAAAGAUGAACUCGCCAGGACUGGUGUGAUACCAGGCGCUAUAAGUGUACCAAUGCCGGAGCUGGAAGCUGCAUUUCAAAUGUCUGACAACGACUUUAAAACCGCUUUCAAUCGUGACAAACCCAGUGAAGGGACGGUGCUGAUAUUCUCUUGCCAAGCUGGUGGACGUGCCAAGCGAGCUUACGAUUUGGCAGUUGCGAAUGGCUACAAAAACGCCAAGUAUUACCCUGGUUCAUGGACUGAGUGGGCGGAAAAGGAGGGCUCGAACAAGGCUUAAGAUGCGAUAAGUGGACGGACGCUGAUUAUAGUCCGACUUUGUCGUGUAUGUAGCAGACAUGGUAACUUAAAAGCAAUCAACGAAUACAUAUGUCUGAAUGUAGCACACUAUAACUGCAUGUUUCCAAUUUAAAAUUAAUCAAGCGGUAUGCUAUUUAUUGCAUUUAAAGUAGUUUACAAUUCAUGUAGAAUGUUAGCGCUUAUUAAAUAAAUUAAAAGUAUAAAACUUAA
Messenger RNA from Rhagoletis pomonella (apple maggot), 736 nucleotides. Its product is annotated as rhodanese domain-containing protein CG4456. The coding region runs from base 156 to 506 and encodes 116 amino acids. The transcript has 4 exons. Gene Ontology annotation, cellular component: mitochondrion. The record is from RefSeq and is a predicted model, not a curated record. Gene Ontology annotation, molecular function: thiosulfate-cyanide sulfurtransferase activity. Lineage: Eukaryota; Metazoa; Arthropoda; Insecta; Diptera; Tephritidae.